AUGAAGUACAGCAGUGUCAUUGCGGCUCUGGCCACUCUCUCGCAAGGUCUGGGAACCCGAGAGACAGGAUGCUGCUUCCACUUGGAUGCCUUUGGAGAUCCUAGCGGUCCGGUCGUUCAACUUGACGAUGGCCAGAAUCGAAUCGAGCAGGACGGUCUUCCUGAAGGCCAAUACUGUCUGACUGCAGACGGCGGCCUCACGGACGCAAAGGGUCGUGGCUGUAUUCUCACUCCUCCCACAACCCAGUGGCAAUGUGAUGCUGGAGCGUCGCCUACGCCAGGCUUCUCCAUCACUUCCGACGGCACACUCUCGUACCACGACGACACGACAUUCUAUGCGUGCCCAAGCAACGGGAACAAAGACUUCAACAUCUACGACCAGCCCGUCGAGAAUCAGCAGGGAUGUGUGCCAAUUUGGCUCCAAGCAGACAACUGCCAGGCAACUCCACCAGCACCAGAGCCCACGCCGCCUCCACCAACAAGCAAGUGCCCCAGAGACUUGCCUGCCGUGGGUGAUUACGAGUUCCCGCACUUGAUCAUCCCAAUCGACUCUGCCAAUCCAAAAACAUGUUACGGGACUCAAUACAACGGCAGCGCCCACGGCACCAUCUCCAGCAUCUUCAACUUCGACAUCCCCACCUCAACCCAAGGCAAGACCUGCUCGAUCCAGUUCCUCUUCCCAGAACAAUCCACUUUGGAGACAUCAGCGUACACCUACAGCGGCGACGGCGUCUUCAAAUUCGCCAUCCUCAACGGCCCAGCCAGCGAAUGGACUACAUUCGAGACAUCUCCAAAGGUCGUCACGGAUUACGGAUCUUUCUCUCUGUCUCCAGGAAAUGCCUACGACAUUGCUUCCAUUCCUUGUCCAGCGGGUCAGGCGAUUGGGAUUUGGUUCCAUACGACUGGGAAUGGUGUUCUUGAUUUCUUUCAGGACUACAACCCUUGCCCAAUCGGCGUUUACGUGGUACCGAAGUAA
Molecule: messenger RNA, 975 nt
Organism: Zasmidium cellare ATCC 36951
Lineage: Eukaryota; Fungi; Ascomycota; Dothideomycetes; Mycosphaerellales; Mycosphaerellaceae
Exons: 6
Coding region: 1-975 (324 amino acids)
Source: RefSeq, a predicted model, not a curated record